GUUCGUUCCUUCCUUCGAACAACUAAUAUCUCCCAACACAAACGCACAGUUAUUUCAUACCAUGAACUCCAUGGGAACCAUUGCUCUAUUUUCCUUUCUCCUCUUACAACUCAUAACGGCCACUAUUUCUACCACGUACAAUGCCACAGUCUAUGUCUUGCUCAACUGUGGUGCACCAUCAGCCAUCAUCGAUGAAACCGAUGGCCGUCGAUGGGAUACUGAUACGCACUUCCCAAAUUUCUUACCUUCCAACUUUUCAAGCAUAUCCACAACAACCAUAGCUUCUGAACAAGACUCUUCGGUCAAUAAAGUUCCUUAUACAACUGGUGCCCGUAUAAUAAAAUCUCAAUUCACCUACACUUUUCGCGUUUCCCCUGGCACAAAAUUCCUCCGUCUCUAUUUCUACCCCGCCAAUUACCCUGGCUUGAACAAAGCUGAAUCUUUUUUCUCCGUCACUGCUAAUCAUUUUAUCCUCCUGAGUAACUUCAGCGCUUUCCUCACAAGUACCACUUUGGGUAAAGGAAUUCAAAAAGAAUAUGUCAUCAAUGUUGAUGAAACUCAGAUACUCAAAUUAACUUUUUCUCCUGCACCAAACUCUUAUGCUUUUGUUAAUGGGAUUGAGAUACUUUCCAUGCCAACUGAUCUUUACAUCCAUGGAGACGUCAAAUUGAUUGGGUAUGAUAAUCCAUUUAACAUCGAUAACAGCACUGCUCUUGAAACUUUGUACAGGCUGAACGUGGGAGGCAAUUCAGUCGAUAGUACAGAGGAUACAGGGAUGUAUCGUGUAUGGAAUUCAGACGACGAAUUUGUUGUUGGAUAUGGCUAUCAAACUCAUCAUUUUGAUGUCAACAUCAGUUACACUCGUGAAACCCCGCCUUAUACUGUGCCGAAGAUAGUUUACACAACCUCUAGGAUUAUAACCAAUUUCAUCCCAAGCCUGGAUUGGGAAUUCCCUCUAAACUCUGGCUUCUUCUAUCUUUUCAGGCUCCAUUUUUGUGAGAUUCAGCCGGAAGUUAAAGAAGUAAACGCUCGAAGUUUUUCCAUUAAGAUCGGAAACCAAGAAGCCGAGGGAAAGGCUGAUGUAAUACAAUGGAGUGGAGGCUGGAGAGUCGCGGUGUACAAAGACUAUGUGGUUAAUGUUAGAAACCAAGACGGUGGAAGAAAUAAGCAAAACGUGACUCUUGAUUUGGGUUCUAUUCCGGAUUCUAGGUAUCAAAGUGCUAUAUUAAAUGGCUUAGAAAUUUUCAAGUUGAGCGACUCAAAUGGAAACCUCUCUGUGCCGAAUCCUGAAUUGUUUGUUCCGAUUAAUUCACCACCAAACAACAAUAAGAAGAGAUCAUUGCACAUCAAUACUGUUAUCACUGCAGUGGCUGUGAUCAGCGGAAUUGUUCUGUUUACGAUUCUCUGUUUCUUAAUUUUCCGUAGGUGGGAAAGUGGAAAAGAUCUCCAGACAAGGGUUACAAAGUCAUCGGACUCAACCCAAAGGACCGGCGGCUCAGGCUCAUCAUCACUACCAUCUGAUCAGUGCCGACACUUUCUAAUAGCAGAGAUAAAAAAUGCUACGGACAAUUUUGAUGAAAAAUUUGUGAUUGGAUAUGGAGGUUUUGGUAAUGUUUAUAAAGGGUACCUCGACAAUGGUACAACCACAGUUGCAGUCAAGAGAUCAAAUCCUUCAUCAAAGCAAGGGGUUCGCGAGUUCCAAACAGAGAUUGAGAUGUUAUCAUCGAAGCUAAGGCAUCGACAUCUAGUGUCCUUAAUUGGUUAUUGUGAUGACAAGAAUGAGAUGAUCUUGGUUUAUGAUUACAUGGCUAAUGGAACUCUUCGUGAUCACUUGUACAAUACUGACAAUGCUCCUCUUCCAUGGAAGAAACGCCUUGACAUUUGCAUUGGUGCAGCUAAAGGAUUAUAUUACCUUCAUUCAGGUACCAAACAUACAAUCAUUCAUCGAGAUGUGAAGUCAACUAAUAUACUAUUGGACGAUAAAUGGGUCGCCAAGGUGUCUGAUUUUGGAUUGUCCAAAGUAGGUUCACUAGGUGGGAUAGAUAUUACCCAUGUUAGCACUGCAGUGAAAGGAAGUUUUGGGUACAUAGAUCCUGAAUACUACAAGCGUCAACGAUUGACAGUAAAAUCAGAUGUUUAUUCUUUUGGAGUAGUUCUACUUGAAGUGUUAUGCGCUAGACCGGCAAUAAAUCCAAACUUGCCAUGUGAGCAAGUGAAUUUGGCCGAGUGGGCUUGUAGGAGUUGUAAAAAAAGAAAUUUUGAACAAAUCAUUGAUCCUAACUUGAAAGGACAAAUUGCCCCAGAAUGCUUAAGCAAGUUUGCAGAAUUGGCAUAUCAUUGUUUGAGAAAGGAAGGGGUCCAAAGGCCAUCGAUGGGUGAUGUUGUAAGAACUUUAGAAUUUGCAUUACAGCUCCAAGAGGGUGCUGAUAAUAGAGGUCAUGAGGUGGAAGGAUACACAUACCCCCCUGGUCCUUCUUUUCCCUUGAUUAUUAAUGGUCAUGAUGCUAAUAUAACAGCCAAUGAGGAUGAGAUUUUCUCAGAUUUAAGUGAAGUUAAAAGAAAGUUGACAAGCAAUGGUAUAUCCAUGUCGAUCAGUAAAAGUGCCAAAUUGAAGAAUGUCGCCAUUUUCUCUGAGAUUGUGAAUCCAUUAGGUCGAUGAAAUUGUUAUGAUCGAUACAACGAAGUUACAUGUAUAAGGUUUUUCAUGAUUAUGAGCCCGUUUGGAUGGGCUUAAAAAAAUAACUUUUAUGUAUGAAGUUCUUUUAGAAUUUUGAAGUGCUUAAAGUUAUUUUUAUAAAUAAGUAAUUGAGUGUUUGGAUAAA
This is a messenger RNA of Solanum dulcamara, 2822 nucleotides long. RefSeq names its product receptor-like protein kinase FERONIA. Gene Ontology annotation, molecular function: transmembrane receptor protein tyrosine kinase activity; ATP binding. Gene Ontology annotation, biological process: protein autophosphorylation. NCBI's taxonomy places the organism in Eukaryota, Viridiplantae, Streptophyta, Magnoliopsida, Solanales, Solanaceae. Bases 62 to 2659 code for a protein of 865 amino acids. The record is from RefSeq and is a predicted model, not a curated record. The transcript is spliced from 2 exons. Gene Ontology annotation, cellular component: plasma membrane; plasmodesma.